AAGUACCCACUAGAUCACGUACAUUAUCCCCUAAACCCUUUUCCUCCCAUGAGUGCUUGCUACGCUGUUAUCGAUUUGCUUCCACAAACAAACCCCUAUACAUAUUAUACUCGAUCAGCCAACCUCUGUAAACUGGAGUCUCUCUAGCUCUCUAAUUCUUAUCAAUGGCGAAGGUCGUCGUCAUUUUCGAUUUCGACAAGACGAUCAUCGACUGUGACAGCGACAACUGGGUUGUGGAAGAGUUGGGUAUGAACCAUUUGUUCACUCAGCUCCUCCAAAAUUUGCCUUGGAACUCUCUUAUGGAUAGGAUGAUGACAGAACUUCACAAUAGGGGAAAGAAGAUUGAGGACAUUGAAGAGUGUUUGAAGAAGGUUCCACUGCAUCCCAGCAUUGCCUCCGCAAUCAAAUCAGCCCAUGCUUUUGGGUGUGAUUUGAGGGUUGUGAGUGAUGCAAAUAUGUUUUUCAUAGAGACAGUCUUGAAACAUCAUGGACUACUGGACUAUUUUUCGGAAAUCAACACCAACCCUAGCCUUGUUGAUGAACAAGGCAGGCUCAGAAUCUUCCCCUACCAUGAUUUCAACUCGUCAUCUCAUGGCUGCAGGAUAUGCCCUUCCAAUAUGUGCAAGGGGCUGGUGAUGGAGAAGAUCCGAGCUUUGGUUUUGGCAGAAAAGAAGCAGUUGAUCUAUGUUGGCGAUGGAGCUCCUGAUUUUUGUGCAGGCCUGAAACUUAACGAAGGGGAUGUCCUGAUGCCAAGGAAGAACUUUCCCAUCUAUGAUUUAAUAUCUGCCAAUCCAUUGCUUAUCGAGGCAAAAAUUCAUGAAUGGAGCGACUGGGACGAGCUUGGUACUAAUUUGCUAAACACACUGAACAAUUCCCUUAUUGAUAAGUCUAGCAAUGCGGAAACUGAUCAGUUGGUUCCACUCGACUGCAAGCACCAAAACACUUCGAUAUCUGCUAGUAGUGCCCAUGAAGCGCCUAAAAAAGCUCUCCCAGUCUCACCUCCCCACUAGUUGAGAUUUUUAUCUCAGCUAAGUUGAGCAAUGGAUUUCCCUGCUCAUUGGCUGCAAUGGUUGUCGUUACCAUUAGUGCUCGAUAAUAGUUACAUCUGCACUAUGAUAGUAUGACGAAUGAAAUCGUAUUGCCGUUGUCAUUUGCUAAACUCUUCAACUAAUAGCAAUACUUGACAGAGUUAAAUAUGUACUAGGAUGAAUCUCACUUGCUGUUUAACACCU
This is a messenger RNA of Argentina anserina (silverweed cinquefoil), 1232 nucleotides long. RefSeq names its product inorganic pyrophosphatase 2-like. Gene Ontology annotation, molecular function: phosphatase activity. Lineage: Eukaryota; Viridiplantae; Streptophyta; Magnoliopsida; Rosales; Rosaceae. The coding region runs from base 165 to 1010 and encodes 281 amino acids. The transcript is spliced from 4 exons. The record is from RefSeq and is a predicted model, not a curated record.